AUGCCCUCCUGGGCCCUCUUUGUGGUCACCUCCUGCCUCCUCCUGGCCCCCCAAAACCUGGCACAAGUCACCAGCCAAGAUGUCUCCUUGCUGGCCUCGGACUCAAAGCCCCUCAACUGUUUCUCCCAAACAUUCGAGGACCUCACUUGCUUCUGGGAUGAGGAAGAGGCAGCACCCAGUGGGACAUAUCAGCUGCUAUAUGCCUACUCAGGAGAGAAGCCCCGUGCCUGCCCCCUGAGUUCCCAGAGUGUGCCCCGCUAUGGAACCCGAUACAUGUGCCAGUUUCCAGGCCAGGAUGAAGUACGCCUCUUCUCUGAGCUGCACCUCUGGGUGAAGAAUGUGUUCCUGAACCAGACUCUGACUGAGUGGGUGCUGUCUGUGGAUACUGUGGGUCUGCCAGCUCCCCCCAGUAUCAUCAAGGCUGCAAGCGGGAGCCAGCCAGGGGAACUUCAGAUCCUCUGGGAGGCUCCAGCUCCUGAAAUCAGUGAUUUCCUGAGGCACGAACUCCGUUAUGGCCCUGUGGACCCCAGGAACGCCACUGGGGCCCGAGUCAUGCAGCUGCUCCCCACAGAGACCUGCUGCCCUACUCUGCGGAGGCCAAACCCAGUCUCUGCUCUGGACCAGCCUCCGUGUGUUCAACCCACAGCACCCCAACGGGAUGGACCAAGGCACACUUCCCCAACUGGAGAAGCUCCCUCUCUGCCUGUGAUGGGUGGAAGCUGCCUCAUUUCUGGGCUCCAGGCUGGCAAUUCUUACUGGCUCCAGCUGCGCAGCCAGCCAGAUGGAAUCUCUUUCAGUGGCUCCUGGGGAUCCUGGUCCCUUCCUGUGACCGUGGACCUGCCUGGGGAUGCAGUGGCAAUUGGAUUGCAAUGUUUUACCUUGGACUUGAAGAAUGUUACCUGUCAGUGGCAGCAACAGAACCAUACUCGCUCCCAGGGCUUCUUCUACCACAACAAGGCCCAGUGCUGCCCCAGACACAGGGAGCCCAUCUGGGAGAAGUGUGAAGAGGACAAGAAAACAAAUCCAGGAUUACAGCUCCCUCAGCUCUCCCGCUGCCACUUCAAGUCAGAGAAUGACAGUGUUAUUCACACCCUUGUAGAAGUGACCACAGCCCACGGUGUUAUUCACAGCUACCUGGGCUCCCCUUUCUGGAUGCACCAGGCCGUGCUCAUCCCCACCCCAAACCUGCACUGGAGGGAGGUCUCCAGUGGGCAGCUGGCAUUGGAGUGGCAGCAACCAUCAUCCUGGGCAGCCCAAGAUACCUGCUAUCAGCUCCGGUACAUGGGAGAAGGCCAUCGGGACUGGAAGGUGCUGGAACCGCCUCUCGGGGCCCAGGGAGGGAGCCUGGAGCUGCGCCCGCGAUCUCGCUACCGUUUACAGCUGCGCGCCAGGCUCAACGGCCCCACCUACCAAGGCCCCUGGAGCGCUUGGUCUGAGACCGAGUGGGUGGAGACAGCUUCGGAGCCGGCCUGGAUCUCCUUGGUGACCGUUCUGCUACUGGUGCUGGGCCUCAGCGCCCUUCUUGGCCUGCUGCUGCUGAGGUGGCAGUUUCCUGCGCACUACAGGAGACUGAGGCACGCUCUGUGGCCCUCACUUCCAGACCUGCACCGGGUCCUAGGCCAGUACCUUAGAGACACUGCAGCCCUGAGUAUUCCCAAGGCCACAAUCACAGAUACCUAUGAAGAAGUGGAACCCAGCCUGCUCGAGAUCCUACCUAAAUCCUCAGAGAGGACCCCCUUGCCCCUAUGUUCCUCCCAGGCCCAGAUGGACUACCGAGGAUUGCAGCCUUCCUGCCUGGGGGCCAUGCCCCUGUCUGUGUGCCCAUCCAUGGCUGAGUCAGGGUCCUGCUGUACUACACACAUUGCCAACCAUUCCUACCUACCAUUAAGUUGUUGGCAGCAACCCUGAAGACGAGCCUCUCCCUCCAGGACCCUGGACAGAUCUAGACUUCUCUACAAACUGCCCCUAACCUAUACCCAACACCACACCUCAGACUUCACCUCCAUCCCUCCGUCUACCAGCCGGGCUGGGCUUCUUAGCACUGAUCUUUCCAUACUGCUGUUGACAAGCCCAGGCCUCUUUCUCCAGAGGCAGGCUCCUUUGACUAAGGUCCUCUGACUUUCACCCUCUUUCUUUCCCCUCUUGAAUGCCAAACUCCUUGAAAAGAAGUCCCCACUUUCCUACUGAUUCUUCAGAGACUUCAGUUAGUUCCACUCCUCCCACUUUUCUAAUGAAACUGCCCAGGCAGAGUUCCUUUCAAAUCCUCUAGUUACAACGUUUAAUAGGAUCUUGUUAAUCAUCAGUUUAUUUGAUCCCUCUGUGGCAUUUGUCAUGGUUGAUUCCUCGUUUCUCCUUUAAAUUCUCUUCCACUUUGGCUUCCUUAGUGUCAGCUUCUCUCCUAGUUUUACACCUGUCUUUCUGAAUAUACUGGAAGUGAAAAGAAUAAAUCUGGAGUCAGUGCUGGGUUCAAUUCCUGUCUUUCAUACUUGAUACCUGUGCAACCUCAGGCAAAUAACUGAAUGCCUUUGAGCCUUAGUUUCUCAUGUAUAAAACAGAGACAAUAACAGUCCCUCAGAGAGUUGUGAAAAAUAUUAAGUGAGAUCAUCUAAAGCACCCUAAGAAAUGGUAAAUACUUAAUAUAUCUGAACUACUAUUGUAAUUAUUCCUUCUUAAUCUUGUAUUCUAGCAUUUUUUCCUAGCCUUAAUUAUUGCAGUCCCUUAUGCUUCCUUUUUUUUUUUUUUGACAAUACUGGAGUUCAAACUUAGGACUUCACACAUGCUAGGCACAUGCUUGAUGCUUAGCUACAUCCUCAAGUCUAAGACUCCAUUCUUUUUUUUGUUUGUUUUUUGUUACGGGGAUCAACUCAGGACCUGGUGUUUGUGAGGCAGGCGUGGUGCCACUGAGAUAACUCCCUGGCCUGAAGACUCCAUUCUUUUUUUUUUACUCCAUUCUUAAUACAAUCUCAAUCCCAUCUUUUCUCAUUGUCUUUACUAUGUGUUGGCCAUUCCAAAGCUCUUAAACUCCAGCUCAGAUUAACUACAGCAUCUGUGAUGUUUUAUACAAAUAACUGUUUACAUGUCUGUCUCCUGCUACUAGAGUGUGAGCUCCUUGAGGGCAAGAGCCAUGACUUAUUUGUCCUUUGUUCUCUAGCACCUAGAACAGUGAUGGUGAACCUUUUAGAGCAUUCAAUGAUAUGAACAAUGCGGCAAGCUUUCCAUAGGUUCACCACCACUGACCUCAUAUAUUGCUUGGUGUAUGAUAGUAGGCCUUCAAUAAAAGUUUUCUAAAUGCACGAAAUCUUCCUGGAAAAUAUUACCUUAACCCCAUGCCAACUUCCCUCAUGCUCUAAGCCAUUCAUGUGCAACAGUAAAUGUGCUUAAAUCACUCUGGUUAUGGAUUCCCCUCCCUCAUUCAAAUUUUCAAAUAAAUACUUUUGUUUGUUUUCUACUUGUUCCAGACAUACCCACUGUAUUAAAGUCUUAGCAGAAAUACAUAGCACUCAAACUGGGUAAUUUGGUGAGAGUUUAAUGAAGGGCAUAUCAACAAAGGUGAGGGCAAGAUUUGGGAAAACCAUCAAGGAACAGUGCAGUACCCCAACGCUAACACCACCAAGGAGCUGGCACCAGUCAAGGGGGUUAAAAAGAGGGAGUAGUUACCAGAGCUGGAGAGUCCUAUAAGAGAAAGCUGCCAGGUGGCAUGGUAGUGCACACCUGUAAUCUCAGCACUUGGGAGGCUGAGAGGCAGGA
This is a messenger RNA of Heterocephalus glaber (naked mole-rat), 3747 nucleotides long. It is a transcript of the gene Mpl, whose product is annotated as MPL proto-oncogene, thrombopoietin receptor. Gene Ontology annotation, cellular component: external side of plasma membrane; membrane. The record is from RefSeq and is a predicted model, not a curated record. Lineage: Eukaryota; Metazoa; Chordata; Mammalia; Rodentia; Bathyergidae. Gene Ontology annotation, molecular function: cytokine receptor activity; protein binding. Gene Ontology annotation, biological process: cytokine-mediated signaling pathway.